Messenger RNA from Plasmodium reichenowi, 8991 nucleotides. RefSeq lists its product as hypothetical. The coding region runs from base 1 to 8991 and encodes 2996 amino acids. The record is from RefSeq and is a predicted model, not a curated record. The transcript has a single exon. NCBI's taxonomy places the organism in Eukaryota, Apicomplexa, Aconoidasida, Haemosporida, Plasmodiidae.
AUGCAUAAUUCUCCCAAAACUGAAAUAAGAAAGAAGAAUUUUAAUUUUUUUGGAUCAUUUUAUUCAAAAUAUGCUAAAAGAAAUAAAAAUGACAAAUCGUCUGAUAAGUUACUGACUAAUGAAAAAGAUUCCACAUUAAAUGAACCCAUUUCAAGUAGCCUAAUGUCAAAUGAUAUCAAAUCAAGUGGUAUCAAAUCAAGCGGUAUUUUAACUAAUGAUAUUUUAACUAAUGAUAUUUUAACUAAUGAUGUGUUAACUAAUGAUAUUUUAACUAAUGACAUAUUAACGAAUGAUAUUAUAUCAGAUAAACUCUUAUCUAAUAAAUACUCAUCUAAUAAACACAUAACUAACGAAUAUAUAUUAAAUACACCCUUAUUUGUUGAACCCAUUUUUAAUGAUAACCAUAAUGUAAGUAAUGAUUUACUUCAAUAUAAUAAAGGAAAACUAGAAUUAAGAGAUUUUAUAAAUAAAAAGAAAAAAGCAUUUGAUGAAUCACGUAAUAUUCAAGAAAUGAAUAAUAAUACAAAUGCAUUUGUAAUUUCAAAUAAGUCUUCAAACGAUGAAGAAAAAAAAGAAUUGGAAAAUCAAGAAAAAAGAAAUGAAGAUUGUUAUAAUAAUAAUAAUAAUAAUAUAAAAUAUAAUUUAAGAAAUGAAAAUUUUAAUAAAUCCAUUUUCAUGUAUGACGAAUAUACAAACAUUAGUUGUACAGAUGAUAUAAUUACUCAUAUACCGUCCAAUUAUAAAAAAUGUGAUGAAGAACAGGAAAAUUUAUACUUAUGUAAUAAAAGUUAUGAAAAUAGUUAUGAUAAUUUUAAUGAUUAUGAUCUUUUUGGUAUCAACUCACCCAUAGAAAAGGAAAAGGAAAAAAAAAUAAUGUUAUGUAUAGAGAAAGAUCAAAGGAGUAAUGAAAAUAUUCAAAAUGAAGAAAAUCAUCAUUCACUGCAAAAAUUAGAAAAGGAGAAAAUGGAUAAGGACAUGUUAAAAUCCGGAGUAUCUGGUAAGGAUGAAAUAAAAAUGGACAUAUCAGAAAGAGAUAUAUUAAAAGAGGACAGGUUAGAAAGGAAACCAUUAAAUGAAAACAUAUUAGACAGAAAAUCAUUAAAAGGAGAUAUAUUAGAAAAUGAUGAAUUAUCAAAGAAUAUAUUAGAAAAGGAAUUAAUAUCAAAUGAUACAUUAGAAAAAACUAACAAUGAAAAUAUAUCCAAUUCUGAAAAGAAUAAAACGUAUGAUGAUAAAACAUAUUCUUAUGAAAAAUUUUUAUUAAAAAAUUUUUUUUCAAAAAUAUCGAAAUUUAUAUCAAGUAAUAAUGUAGAAGAUGAUAAAUAUACAAAUCAAGGAAAAACAAAAGCAGAUAUAUCAUAUCCUACAGAUAAAGAAAUACAUAAGAUAAACUCAUGUUAUUCUACAAAUGAACCUAAUGAAUAUAGUGACAGAAAUGAAAUGAAUUAUCAUAAAAUGAAAUUAAAAAAUUCAAUAGAUUCUUAUAAUCAUAUGGUUAGUACUACAAUAGAUGAAGAAGAAAAUAUGAAAAAUUCAGAUAAAUGUAGUAUAUAUCAUGAAAAUAAAUGGAAAAUGGAAAAUAAAUAUUGUAAUAAUAAUGAAUCACAUGUAAAUUAUCAUAAAAAAUUUACAAAUAUAUAUAAAAUGAAUAAUAAUAAAGAUAUUGAGGAAGAAAAAUUUAUGAGUGAUUAUAAUUGUACCAGUAGUAAUAAUUAUAUAUAUAAUAAUAUAAAUUAUCAAAGUGAAUAUUUUUAUAGUGUUGAUAAUGGUAUGAAUAAUGUAAAUGAAAAUAUACAUAAUAUGUUUUAUGAAAGAGAGGAAAAAUAUUUGAAUAACUAUAAUAAUACUUGUAGUUAUGAGCAAAAUAAAUAUAUGAUAGAUGCUAAUUAUCAUUAUAAUCAUGAGAAUAAAAAUAAUUAUUCUACAUAUAAAAAUGAUUUAAAUGAACGUAAUAAAAGAUUUUCUUCAAAGAACAUGUUAAAUAAUUCUCAUAUAUCGGAAUAUCCAUAUACUGAUGAACAAAUAUCCAAAUUUUUGUUUAUGCAUAUGAAUAAUAAUAUUCUGAAGGAUGAGACAAAAUUGAGUAUAUUUGAUGACGAAAAAAGUGAUGAUGAUGAUCAUGAUGAUGAUCAUAAUAAUAAUAAUAAUAAUAAUAAUAAUCGUGAUAAUAAUUAUUUAAAUAAUCAUGUAUCGUUAAAUAGUAAUAAUUUUGUAUCCCAUGGCUUAAAAAAUGAAGGGUUUAAAAAUAAUUUAAAUAAUAUAGAAUGCCAAAAAAUAAAUGAUAAAUCAGAUAAAUUAUUUUAUGAUAAUCGCCAAAUGAUUUGUGCAUGUAAUAAGAAAAAAGAUAUUUUUAAUAAUGAUGUAAAGAAAUUAUUAGAUUUAAAAAAUGAUAAUUUAAAUUAUUCUAGUUAUAAUUUGAAUAGCAUUCAUAGAAAAUAUAGUGACGAUAUAAAUAGUUUGCAUAUUAAAAAAAGCAUUUGUAAACAUUCGUGUGAUAAUUUGAAAAAAGGACAUAUGAAAUAUAAUGGUUAUAAUCAUGAUAUGUUAUAUAAUGAACAUGAAAAAAGGUCCAUGUUAGAAUAUUAUUCUAGAGUAGCAAAACGAAAAUUUAAUAGAUUAGUUCAAAAGGGCAAUGAGCGUUCUUAUAAUAUAAAUAAAUCAAUACAUAAAAAUGGAAGGAUUAACAAUAUAUAUAAUAAUAAUAAUAAUAAUAAUAAUAAUUGUGAUAAUAAUAAUAGGGAUUAUCAUUGUGAUACACAACAUUAUAAAGAUUGUAGUAAUGAAUAUAAUAAAUAUAAUGGAAAUGGUAAUAUUUGUAAGGAUCAUAAUAUGUCACACACAUUAUCAAAAUAUGACAAUUUUGUUCUUUCUGAUAAUAAUAAUAAUGAUAAUAGUAAUAACUAUUCUUUGAAGGAAGAAAAUUUUAAUUUUAAUUUAAUAGUAAAUGACGAAAAAAAAAGACCUUCUAAACUUUCGAAUAAUAAAAAUAAUGAAAAUAAUGAAAAUUAUAAAAAUUAUGAAAAUUAUAAAAAUUAUGAAAAUUAUGAUAAUUAUGAAAAUUAUGAUAAUUAUGAAAAUUAUGAUAAUUAUGAUAAUUAUGAAAAUUAUGAAAAUCAUAAAAAUUGUGAAAAUGUGAUGUACAAUGAUUUAUUCCAAGGGGAAAUUAAUCAAAAUGGAAAAUAUGUACAUAAUAAAGAAUGUUUUAAAAAUGACGAAUAUAUAUUUAAAAAUAGUAAAAAUCUUUUGAAAAAUAAUGAACUUCUUUUUAAAAAUAAUGAAAGUUUGUUUAAAAAUAAUGAAAAUAUUUUUAAAAAUAAUGAAAAUCUUAUUAAAAAUAAUGAAAAUAUUUUCAAAAAUAAUGAAAAUAUAUUUAAAAAUAAUGAAUAUAUCUUUAAAAAUAGAAAUUUGGAAUUUUUGAAAAAUGACAAAAAAAAAAAAUUCCAAAAUAUAUUUUAUGAAAAUUGUCCAGAGGAAAAUUAUCUCAAUAUGAAAUUAAUAGAUAAUCAAAAAAAAAAAAAUAAUAAUGAUAAUAAUGAUAAUAAUGAUAAUAAUAAUGAUAAUAAUAAUAAUAAUAAUGAUAAUAAUGAUAAUAAUAAUAAUAAUAAUAAUAAUGAUAAUAAUAAUAAUAAUAAUGAUAAUAAUGAUAAUAAUAAUAAUGAUAAUAAUAAUAAUGAUAAUAAUAAUUUUAAUAAUAUUGAAAAUUUUUUUAACCAUUUUAAAGAUGAUAAUAUGGUCAAUAUUUUUAGUGACCAAAAUAAUAGUAAUUAUCAUGCAACUAAAAUUUCUUAUGAUAUGAACAAAUUAUAUAAAGGCACCCGCUUAUCAUAUAAAGAGAAACACCAGACCACAAAUGAACAAAAGGUGAAUAUGAUAUGUUACGAAAAAAAUAAUAAUACUGAAAAUAACAAUAAAAAUAAUAAUACUGAAAAUAACAAUAAAAAUAAUUGUAAUAAUAAUAAUAUAAAUAAUUAUGUUAAUCAUAAUAUAAAUAAUUGUGAUAAUAAAAAUAUAAACAAUUUUGAUAAUAUUGAUAAUUUUGAUAAUAUUGAUAAUAUUGAUAAUAUUGAUAAUAUUGAUAAUUUUGAUAUUAUUGAUAAUAUUGAUAAAAUUGAUAAUUUUGAUAAUAUUGAUAAAAUUGAUAAUUUUGAUAAAAUUGAAAAUAUUGAUAAUAUUGAUAAAAUUGAUAAUAUUGAUAAUAUUGAUAAUAAUAAAAAUAAUAAAAAUAAUUUGAAUAAAAACAGUUUAAUUGAAGAAUAUUGUAAUUAUAAAAUUCAUAUACAUAAAGAUGAAAGGAAUGUUGGAGAAUAUUUAUCAUUAAAUAGACAAAAAUUCAGUGUAAGUAAAAAAAUUGAAAUAAUAAAAAAAAAUAAUGAAAUAAAUUAUAAAAGGAAAAUAAUUGAUGAUAAUUCAAGAAAUAUUAUAUCAAAUAAUUAUUAUUUUCCUGAAUUUAAUAAAAGUUCACCUUUUUAUAAAAAUAAUAAUUUAUAUAUAUCAAAGAAAAAUAACUUGCAUGGGAUGAACAAAUUUAAUAAUGUUAGAAAUUUUAAGAAUAAUGAAAUAAAUCAUUCAUUUUUUCAAAAAAAUAAUCAAUUACAAAUUGGACGAAGUAUUCAAAUUGAUAAAAAUAAGGAAACAAAUUUUGACCAUAUAACAGAUUUUGAUAAAUUGAAGAAAAAUAAAUUUAUUAUAUAUAAUAAUAAUAAUAAUAAUAAUAUUAAUAUUAAUAGUAAUAGUAAUAAUGUAUCGAAUGAUUUACAUCAUAAAAAUAGUGUUAUAUCAUAUAAUAAUAUGGAUUUUGAUCAAAAUAAUACAAUAAUGAAGAAAAACAAAAAUUCUGUACUUUUUAAUUGUUACGAUAAUGAAGAAGAAGAAGAAGAAAAACACAAAUAUAUAAAAAAAAAUGUCAUUAAAAAUGAAUUAGAUAAAAAUAAUGAGAUUAAUAAGGAAAAAAUAAUUGAUUAUAUUAUUGAUGUGGAUAAAAUAUAUGAUAAUAAAUAUGUUAUAUAUGAUAAUAAUAUAUUACAAUUACAAAAAAAAAAAAAAAAAAAAGUGGAAAAUUAUGAUUUUGUACUUGAUAUUGAUAAAGAAUGUACACCCAGAAACAAAUUGUUAUUAGAAAAAUUGAAUAAAAAUAUUGCAUAUAUAAAUGCUUUGGAAUUAUCGUCAAAUAAAUAUCAUAAUCGUUCAUAUGAUUAUUAUGUACAGAAAAAUUUUCUUCAUCAUUUACAAGAAAAAGAGAACAUUACAAGGUACAAUAAAAAUGAUUAUAUUUAUAAAUACGAUAUUCAAGAAAAACGAAAGAAAAAAAAAACUAGAGGUAAAAGUAAUAUAUAUAUUCAUGAUCAAGAACAAUUUAUCUUUAAUACAAAUGAUUUUAUUAAAAAUAGGACAAAUUCAAUACAUUCUCAUUAUUUACAUGAUGAAAAUAAAUUAAUAUAUGAUCAUCAAUUUAAUGAUAAUAACACUCCAUAUAUGUUAUAUAAUAAUUUGAGUAGAAGAAAUAGGAAUAGUACGAAUUAUCAUCAAGACCAAGAAAAUAAUGAUGAUGAAGAAUAUCUAGACAUAGAAGAAGAUGACGAAGAGGAACACCACCACCAAUAUGUCAAUGAAAAUUAUUACAGACACAAAGAAAACAAUAAAAAUUACAACAAUAAUAAUAAUAAUAAUAACAAUAACAAUAGUAAUAAUUAUAAUAAUUACUAUUUUUGUCAUAAUAACAAAACUGAAAUGGAAAAAAUUACAGAAAUUCAAAAUAUGCUUUCCAAAAAAAUAAGGUUAGGAAAUGUAAAUGAUGAAAACUAUAAUACUAAUCAACCAGUAUUUAAUAAAAAAUUUUCUUUCGAAGAUUUUGAUUUAGAUAAUUUUAUUACCAACAGUAUUGAUUUAGAUAACAAAGAUGAAAAUAUUAUAAAAAAUAUCUUAGAAUUAGAAAGAAGAAAAUAUGCAAUCAAUUGUAUAAUGGAAAAGCUAAGAAAAGAUCAAAAUGAAAGCGAAUAUCUAUCGGAUGAUAGCGAUCAACAUCAUGUAUUAAAUCUAAAAAUGAUGAAUACACAUAUAUAUGAUUUAUAUUCUGAUAAAUCUACAUAUAAUGUAUAUAAUACAAAAAUGUGUAUCAAUUAUUUAUUAGAAGAAAAAAUGCACUCUGAGGAAAAUAAAGAAUUCAUAAAAAAUUUCUUCGUUGAAAAUAAUGCUGACCAUAUAAAUUUUAUGGAAAUAUUUAAAAAAAAAAAAAAAAAAAAAAAACAUAAUAAUAAUAAUAGUGGAAAUAAGGAAAAUAGGGAAAAUACAACAAAUAAAGCAAAUAUAGAAAUUAUAGAAAAUAAUAAUAAUGAGGUAAAUAAAAUGAAAGAUUGUGAUCUCCUUCCUGAUGAGAUAAAUAACAAUUCAAAGAAUUGCAAUGAUAUACCAAAAAAUAUUCAACAGGAAAAAGUACAAUAUUGUUAUUAUUUAUCCAGCGAUCAAUAUUGUACUUAUGUAGAAAUGGAGGUAGGAAAGGGAAAUAAUAAAGUUCAAACGGAUGUAUUAAAAAUAAAAAAUGACAACAAUAAUGAUGAUAAUAAUAAUGAUGAUGAUAAUGAUAAUGAUAAUGAUGAUGAUAAUAAUAAUAAUAAUAAUAAUAAUAAUAAUAAUAAUAAUAUGUGCAAGGAAAAAAUUAGCGAAUCGCAUAACGAUCCUAACACUAAUAAUCAAUCAAUUAAUGAUAGAAACAAAAAAAAAAAUUAUUUUAAUAGCCAGUUGGAUUAUUUAAAACGUAAAUUUAGUAAUUAUAGAAAAAACAAGGAGGAAGAAGAAAAUAACAACUUCACGUCAGAAAAACAAUUGUCAGAAAAACAAUUGUCCGAAAAACGUAACGCAACAUUAAUGGAUGGAGAUAAUUCUGGUAAUUUGUCUGAAUAUGAAAAGAAGAAUGAUGGAAAAAUAAAUUAUAAUAUGGAAAAAAAAAAUAUAAAUAUUCCAAGAGGAAAGACAGAAAAAUAUGAUGAAAACGAAAGUAAUAGAAAAUGGAAUUUGGUAUAUCCAGAUAUUUCAAAUAAUAAUGAAGAUGAAACUCGAGAUUUUUAUGAAAACGAAAACGAUAAUUACGAAGAUGAACAACAAAAAUUAAUUGAACAAAUUAUAGGAAUUAAUAAGAAAAAACACAAACUUAAUGAACUGAAAGUAAAACAUAAGGAUGGUAAUAUAAGAGAAGAAAAAGAACUACAAAAUUAUGGCGAAAAUAAUGAAAAAGAUGAUUUGCCUGAUAACAAAAAAGAAGAAAAAUAUGAACAUGACACACAAGGUCAGAAGAAUCAAGUUCUUUUUGAUAAAAUAAAAAAUAGUGAACAAAAGGGUAUGUAUCUUGUAGAAAUGGAGGAUGAACAUGAAGAACAAGAUGAUAAAUAUGACGAAGAUUAUGAUGAAGAUGAUGAUGAAUAUGAUGAAGAUGAUGAUGAAGAUGAUGAUGAAAAUGAUGAUGAAGAUGAUGAUGGUAAAUAUGACGAAGAUGAUGAUGAUGAAUAUGACGAAAAUGAUGAGUAUGAUGAGAAAUGUGAUAAAGAAAUUGAUGAAUGUGAUAAAGAAGAAUAUUAUAUUGAGGAUGAUUAUGUUUGUGAUAUAGACAAUUAUGUAGGAAAUCAUAAUGGAAAUAAAAAUAACAAAGAUAUUGAUAAUAAGAACGAGAAUUAUCAAAAUAAUAAUGCGGAACAAGGUCAAAAAGAAGUAAUAGAUGAAAAUGUAACGGAUGAACAACAAGAUGAUGAAGAUAUGUAUAAAGAAUGUGAAGAACUCAAAGAUGAAGUAGAAGAUAAAAAGAAAGGAAUAUAUACUGAUGAAAAUAAACAGGAAAUAAAUAUGGAAAAACAGAAAUGUAAUGAAUCAAAAGAAAAUAAAAAAAUAACUAAUGUGUAUAUAAACCAAUGUGAUGAUGAAAAUGAUAAAUAUAAUAGAAAUUCUAUUAAUGAUAAUGACGAAUUAAAAUAUAAUAACUCCUAUGAAGAUGAAAAUUAUUCACGUACACAAAUAGAUGAAGAUAACACACAAGAUGAUGAAGAAUUAUAUAAAGAUUUAUUAGAUAUGUAUGAAGAAGAACAAUCAUGUAAAAAAAAUAAGGAAAGGUCAAAUAUAAAAAUGGAAGAAGAUGAUGAAGAAUUAGAAGAGUUAGUAGAAAAAAGAUGUUGCAUGAUAUAUAAAGAAAAACCUAAUAAAAACACACAUUAUGAAAAUAAGGGAAUGAAAAUAAAAUAUGAAUCAAGUGAAAAUAAAACAUCUAAUAUGAAAUUCCCAAGAAAUUGUGAUGACAAAAAAGAUAAUAAUUAUUUUAAUAAUAUACGUUUAAAAAAAGAAGAUAUAACUACUACAACAUAUAACCAUAUCGGAUACUUGGGAAGUAAGCAUUUAAAAAGAGAACAAUAUGAAGAUAGUUAUAUUAUACAAAAAGAUGAUAAUAAUGAUAAUAAUAAUAAUAAUAAUACCUAUGGAGAUAUAAAAGGUAAAAAUACAUUUAUAAAAGAGACAGUUAAUGAAAAUCCACAAUUACUACACGAUUGUUGUGAUUUAGAAGAUAACAUAAAAUAUAAAAUGCUCAAUCAAAAGAGUAAAGAUCGAAUUGUAAAAAUAAAAAGAAAAAUAAAGAAAUGUAUAAAACUCACCAAAGGAGAAUUAAAACUCUUGUCCAAAGUAUUACAUCAUAAAUUCUUACUUAAUGAAAUUAGUGCUAUAGGUAAUUAUGAACAAAAAACUCAAAACAAUUUGGAAAUAUUAGAAUUAGAAGAAUUUAAAUUAAGAAAGGAUUUCCUAAAUAUGUAUUGUGAUUGUCUAUCUAUUGAAAUAACAAAUCAUGAAAAGGAAUUCUUAAAAGAGUUUCAAUUAUUUAUGCCAGACGUAAAUAUUAUGGCAGACAAAAAUAUUUUAUAUGUACUUAGGCAUUCAAAGAAUGAAAAAAAUUGUGUGUUUAAAUAUUUCUUGGAUGUAAAAGAGACAAGUCAUAAAAAUGGUAAUAUCGAUCAUCUAUGA